Molecule: messenger RNA, 4536 nt
Organism: Oncorhynchus mykiss (rainbow trout)
Lineage: Eukaryota; Metazoa; Chordata; Actinopteri; Salmoniformes; Salmonidae
Source: RefSeq, a predicted model, not a curated record
UGCCCUUUAGAUCUAAUCCAAGGUUCUGUCUGCUUUGUGGAACAGACAAUAUUAGCAGAAAUGCAUCCAGUAGUUAUCUUAGUAUCUUAGUUACCAGGGAGUAUCUUAGUUACCAGAGAGCCACCCACGUGAGUCCAGGUGAACUGUGUCAGGUAAUGUGAGACCUUGAGAAGCAGAGGCUGUGCGCUGAACUGGUUCUGAAAGGCUGAGCUCCUCCAUUUCCUCCACUCUAACAGACAAGUGAACACUGGACCAGGCUGACAGACACACAAACAGACACAGACAUACAAAGACUACUGGGAUGCCGCUGUGGAAAAAAAAUCGCCCUUCUUCAGCUGCUGGGAAACUAGAGGCUCAGAAUGUGUCCAGCGUCUUUGCUGAGCUGGGGAGUGCAGGAGAGCGAGGGACUAAGAUGUCGGGGCCAGAGCAGCGGGGAGAGAGAUCGGACCCUGGUGUCGUGAGGGUGUACCUGGGGGCCGUGUCAGAGGACAGGCCACCUCCUAAGUGGCUGGAGCGUGAGCUGCUGAGACAGGAGAACCGUCGCCACUCUGUUACCAUGGGAGACCAGAUCAAACUGAGGUCACGACUACUCUACAGUGACGAUCCCACACACAGCCUCAGCAAGCUCAAGAUUGAGCAGAGAGUAUCCCUUGAAAGCCUGACAAAGCUCAAACUGGCAUUUGAGGAAUUUGAAAUGGGUGGCCAAAGAUCACUGGAUGUGUUGAACUUUGGACUGAUAGUGAAGAAGUGUUUGGGCUUACACAACAUAAACAAUGCCCAGAUCCAAGAACUAUUCAUGAAGAUCGAUUAUUCUGGCCAGGGGAGGAUUGAAUGGGAUGAGUUCUGUACGUACAUGCAGUUGGAGUACACAGAGAAGGAGGAGUCAGUGUUGCGCGGCAAACAGGUGGCAUUCUCCCUGCCAGCCACGGUCAGGGCCCUAAGCCACGGAGAGCCCGUUCUGCGCGUCCACUCCACCCCCGAUGGCACCAUCAUCACCGUCCGCGAGGAUGGGGCUGUCUACUACUGGAGCCCCGAGCUCAACCUGAAGAGGAGCAAGAGCGUGUUUGUGUGUGUGUGUGUGUGUGUGUGUGUGUGUGUGUGUGUGUGUGUGUGUGUGUGUGUGUGUGUGUGUGUGUGUGUGUGUGUGUGUAUGUGUGUCAGUGAGUAGUUUUGAAGUGUGAGGAAGUAGACUUGGCCUUUUUUUAUGUAGGACCACACCCUUCUCAGAGGGUGUGGUCCUAGUUUGGUCCUAAUUUGGAAAUGUCAUAGUUUGGAAAUGUGUUUUGAAUUUUGCAUCAAUUAAAUUCAAUGAUUUGCUUUGAAUGCAGCAUGAAAGACCUGUGAGCAGAAAACCAAAAUGGGCAACUGAUUUUAUCACCAUGCCACAGUACAACAAACUUAUCAUGGGAACAGGAGACAGAGAGAUCCAGUUGUAUGAGCUGUCCUCUCUAGAGCCGUACUGUCAGAUCAGUUCCCUGGAGACAGUCCCUCUGAGACUGGACUACUGCUACACCGGACCUGAUGAGUGUUCUAUUUUGUAUGGAGACUCCCAGGGCUGCGUGAAUAUCAUAUUAAUUACCUCCGUGGGGGAGACUCUGAGAAUGUGGAAGAAAUUACCAAAAAUUGAGAAUGUGCCUAACAUCGGGAUAGACAACGCAAUGCUUUCUCAGAAUGUGACAUACAUUCGAUGGAAGGUCCACCAGGACUGGGUGACAAAGGUGAAAUAUUUUCCAGACAUUUGUGCGAUUGUUUCCACCUCCAAUCAUGAAGCCUCUUCCCUCGUCAUAGGCUGCGUUCUCCCGUCCACCAACAUCGAGCAGCAGAUGAGGGAAAUCAGGGAGGUGUGUCGGGAUGGGAAGGCCAAGAGAGCCCUUUCUAAUAACAAUGGGUCUCCUCAGCCCCGGGCACCAUGUGACCAGACCGUCUUCAAUGUCUACAAGGGCGUCAUGACCUUUGACCUCAGCAAACAGCACAACCUGCUGGUGACCGGAGGGAUGGACAGGGUGCUACGUCUGUGGAACCCCUACGUCCCUGGGAAGCCCACAGGUGUGUUAAAGGGACACUCUGCUCCCAUCUUCUACCUCUUCAUCUCCUCAGAGGAAAACCGUAUAUUUUCUGUCUCUAUGGACAACACUGCCAAGAUAUGGGAUAUCCAUGACCAAAUCUGCCUCUUCACAGCCCACCCCAAAGCCAGCCUCAUCCGUGGAGACAUGUCUGCAUGCCUGUAUUCUCCUUCCAUCAAGGCACUGUACAUCGCAGCUGACUCACUAGCGCUGCUCUCUCUCAGGACCAGCCCCCAGCCCCAGGGACAUCUGAUCGUGUCUCACAUGGAGCCUGUGUUGUGCUGCGGCUAUAGCCACGAGUUCAGACAGGUCGUCAGCUGCACAGAAGGAUCCGUGGUGAAGGUGUGGGAUUUCGACACAGGGAGCCAUGUGUUUGAAUUUGGUGGUGCCCACGGACAGUCUGCCAUUACCUGUAUGACUUUUGACCCCAAGGGAAGGAGACUGGUCACUGGGGGGAGAGAUGGCAUUCUAAAGAUCUGGAACUUUAACAAUGGUCAGUGUCUGAAGAUACUAAAAAAAGAUGGGGAGUCCAACGAGGUGUGUGACUGCACCUACCUGACAGUCCACAGAAACACGUAUGUGAUGUCUGUUGGAUGGGACCGCAGGAUUAAUGUCUACUCUGAUUCACCAGACGAGCCUCACCACAUCCAGAAGCCUCAGCCCUCAUGGCAAGACGAUCUGAGGAGGGGCCACAUAGAGGACAUCCUGUGUGUGGCCCAGUGUCCCCCCUCCCUUCUAGCCACCAGCAGCUAUGACGGGGAGGUCAUUGUGUGGAACCUGGUCUCCGGACACAUCCAGUGUCGCUUUGCCAGCCCUCUGCAACCUGACUGCUGCCAUGCCCAAGGGAUGGAUACCUGUGUUCCCAGCAUCAUCUUCCUGAGGAGCCGAGCAUUACAUGCUAAGUUCUCCUCUGCUGCAUGCCUCCUGUCCUCAGGACCCACAGGUUGCAUUCAUUUCUGGAACGUGCUCAACGGUGGGAAAUUAUUGGCCAACUUCGAGGCAUCUAGGUUCCAGCAGCUGAUCACUAAACUGGCAGUGACAAAGGAAGACACCUCACUGUAUGCGGCUGAUCAACUUGGCUAUGUCUAUGUUUAUGACAUAAAGACAUACGCUCUUGGCUCAGAGAGAACCCCACCGAGAGCUGAAAACUACUGGCGUGCCCAUACUGGCAGCAUCACUGGGUUGCAGAUUGUUGACGAUGACCAAGUACUGCUCACCUCGUCUAUAGACUGCACUGUGCGCCUGUGGAGUGCUGACGGAGAGUUCAUAGGGACGUUUGGGCAGCGGGACAAUUGGAGCAUCCACACCCCUUCCUCCUGGAAGCAUCCUGCCGUUCCCUAUGAGAUCCUGAUCGACCCUCUGAGUAUGCCAGCUCACCGCAUCCUGGAGGGAGAGACCAGAGUGUCCGAUGUCAAUAACGCUGACAACUCUGAGGCCACUAGCACCGAGCAAAAGUCCAACUCGCCCAGCAAGCUUAGACACCCUCCACUGUCCUUCAGCGACACAGACAUCAUGGAGGAGAUGAAAACCUCUUGUUACACAGAAGAACAUGGGAAACGACUCCGACAUGAAAUAUUCAAGCAUACUAACAAGCCACCCAAUCAUGGCGGACCCAAGGCCUACCACACUCUCAAGUACUUUGAUAUCGUCGACACCCCAGCCACCUGCGAGAGGCCUGAUCUUUCCCUGGCUGGCAUAGAUCCUUUCAUGUCCAGCUUUGUGGAGCAGGAGUUGACUGAAUUCCAAUAAGAUCCCAAUUGUAACAGGAACUCAAACUGUGACCAUAGGUCCUGUGCACCAUGAACUCAACAUGCUUCAAGGACAGAGGAGUUACAACACCAUCACAAGUAAUCAGAAGAGCUGAAAUGUGAGCUGUUGCACAACUUUAAAGAGUUGCACAGUACUGGAUUGAUUAGGGGAGACCGGGGUUUGUUGUAACACUUUUUUACUAAUUAGUGUAUUUCUCAGCACCAGUAUAUCUUACAAGACUAUUUUCAAUAAGAUUAAGACCAAGGUCUUGGGUUGAAUUGGGGACCAUUUAUAUCCUCUUAUAUUAUUCCAACAUGGAGUUAUAAGCCAUUAAACAUUCUCUGUCCACUUGUGACAACCUGGGCCCAGAUUUACAAAACACUUCUUACGCAAGAAUGUAAGAAGCUUCUUAAGAAAAAAAAAGUAAAUAAGAUAGUUCGUAAGUGCAAUUCCUCAACAAUAUCUUAAGAUGUAAUGAUUUUCUUACGAACUUCUCAAAUAUCUAUUUACAAAUCUUCUUAACCUGUCUGGGAACGGAGUUCACAGCCAGUGAAAUUGCAGGGCGCCAAAUACAAAUCAACAGACAUCUCAUGAAUCAAAUUUCCCAAACAUACAAGUAUUAGGCACCAUUUUAAAGAUAAAAUUCUCGUUAAUCCAGCCACAGUGUCGGACUUAAAAAAUGCUUUACAGCGAAAGCUCCACGAACGAUUAUGUUAGGUCACCA